CUCCCCGUCUUGGGGGUUCGACUUUGUCUUGGCGUACCCUUCCAGGCUCACCUCAUUUUUCUCCCCAGGUCUUGUUUUCCCACUCCCCUAGCAGCCGCCCAACCUGCGGAGCAGAGAGCUGACUCACCCACGUGCUGGGGGCAGAUCCUCGCGCUCCAGAGCGUCCAGUGUAGGUCUCCUCACUGUCGCCCCUGGUGGAAGAGGCCAUGUUUGUGGCCACGGUUGCCAAGGCAGCCCCCGAAGCGAAGAGCUCUGGACCGAUGGUGAAGACUAAACUGGCUGCGCAGGUGCGAGAUCGCCGCAGCGCACCUCUCUCGAUGUCCUGGAUUUCAUAGAGAUGAUGCGAGCCCUAGGGUACCCACGACAUAUUUCCAUGGAAAAUUUCCGCACACCCAACUUUGGACUUGUAUCUGAAGUGCUUCUCUGGCUUGUGAAAAGGUAUGAGCCUCAGACUGACAUCCCUUCUGAUGUUGAGACUGAACAAGACCGAGUUUUCUUCAUUAAGGCAGUUGCCCAGUUCAUGGCCACAAAGGCACAUAUAAAACUCAAUACCAAGAAGCUUUACCAAGCAGAUGGGUAUGCAGUGAAAGAACUGCUGAAGAUCACAUCCGUCCUUUAUAAUGCUAUGAAGACCAAAGGGAUGGAAGGCUCUAAAGUAGGAGAGGAAGAUAUCAGCAAGUUCAAAUUUGAUCUUAGCUCCAAGAUUGCAGAUUUGAAGGCAGCCAGGCAGCUUGCUUCUGAAAUCACUGCCAAAGGAGCAUUUCUGUAUGACUUGCUGGGAAAGGAGGUCGAGUUAAGGGAACUGAGAACAGAAGCCAUUGCCAGACCUUUGGAAAUAAAUGAGAUUGAAAAAGUGAUGAGAAUUGCAAUAAAAGAGAUUUUGUCACAGGUUCAGAAGACCAAAGACCUGCUCAAUAAUGUGGCCUCUGAUGAAGCUAAUUUAGAAGCCAAAAUUGAAAAGCGAAAAUUAGAACUGGAAAGAAAUCGGAAGCGACUCCAGACUCUGCAAAGUGUCAGGCCAGCCUUUAUGGAUGAAUAUGAGAAGAUUGAGGAGGAAUUGCAAAAGCAGUAUGACAUUUAUCUAGAGAAAUUUCGAAAUUUGGCUUACCUGGAACAACAACUUGAGGACCAUCACCAGAUGGAGCAAGAGAGGUUUGAAGAAGCUGAAAAUACUCUCCGCCUGAUGCAGAACAAACUAAAGGAAGAGGAAAAACGGCUGCUUAAGAGUGGAAGUAAUGAUGACUCAGAGAUAGACAUCCAGGAAGAUGAUGAAUCCGACAGUGAGUUGGAGGAGAGACAGUUCUCCAAGCCUCGGACAGCCAUGGAGGUGCUCAUGCAAGGAAGACCCAGCAAGCACAUUGUGGGCACAAUGCAAGGUGGAGACUCCGACGACAACAUGGAAGCAGCUCCACUUCUCUUAGGUAAAUGCAGGACUCCCAGCUCCAGGAAGCAGGAAAACUCAGAGGACAGUGAAAUUGACCUGGAAGAUGAUGAAGAAGGUGAUGAUGAUUUGGAAGAUGAGAGCAUUGCUCUCUCACCGGCUAAGCCCAAUCGAAGGGUCCAGAAACCUGAACCCCUGGAUGAAAGUGACAAUGACUUCUGACCUCUUACCAAGGGACCCAGACAGAUUAAAAACCUCAGAUUUGUAGGUAAACAGGAAAUUAGAAGACUUAGAAGGUAGACAUGUACUUUGUUCACUAAGCCAGCUGGAUUGAUUAUUUCUGAAGCAGUGCUUCUUCCUGUUCUUUUCUCCUAUGUUAUACCAUAUUCCAUGAACCUUAAAUAAGUAUCAAAGCAAGCCCCAAAGUUGAUUUUCUUUUCCCUUCUUUGUUCCUUAAAACUUUGGAAAUGCAUUUUUAAUAAUUCAGAUCCUGCUGGGGGUUUAGCUCAGUGGCACCGCUCCUGCCUCAUAAGCACAAGGUCCUGAGUUCCAUCCUUGGUAUCAUUAAAAAAAAAAAAAUUCAGAUCCACAGGACAAAAACUCAAGAAAUACAGGCUGUUACUAUGUAAGUCUUUGCUGCUGCUAUUACACAUUUCCUCUACAAGUCAAGCAGACCUGGGAGCUGGAACAUGGCACAAGGCUCAUUUUAGGAAUCAUAGGGAAACAUUUGGCUGUUAAUCAGUUGCCCAAUUCAGAACAUUUAUUAUACGUUGACUUUUAAUUCUAGUCUUUAUUCCAUUUUAUAGUCCUGUUUCCUUCUGCAUGCUCACAAUGCCAAGCAUUAGAUGUAUUUUGAUAAUUAAAAUGUUCUGAAAGAUUUGCUAAGUUAGAUGAAAAUCAGCUUUCCUUGGAAAUCAGAGAACAGAGAGAGGCUGUGGGUCAUGAACAUUCCAUUUUCUCUUAGAAGGCUGAUGUUCCUCUGGGGGUCAGAGUCACCUUGGAAUAAAGCCACCUGCGUGUUUUCCCUGCUGCCCUUGGCUUCUCCUUGAGAGAUUCCAAAUUCCUGACCCAGUGACAGCCAGAAUGUCCUUCUCAAGUCCUUUGUCCACACAUAGGAGUGAAUGCAGGUUUCCUUCAUUUCUUUGGCCUCUUAGAAGAAGAGGCUAGCAAGAGGGAAAUACCAGUGUAGAUUUAUGUUUCUGAUCUUGAAAAGAAGUCAGCACCAAAUUACGUAGAGCUGCACAAGAAUUUCCCUGUUGUGAUGUGAAAAGUGACAGAUCAACUUGGCUUUACAAUGAAAAAUAUGAAAUCGUUUUCCAUUUAUUUUACAAUUAUUAGGUCAGAAGAUUUCUUUUAAUAAAAUGUAUUUAAUACCAUA
Molecule: messenger RNA, 2759 nt
Organism: Heterocephalus glaber (naked mole-rat)
Lineage: Eukaryota; Metazoa; Chordata; Mammalia; Rodentia; Bathyergidae
Source: RefSeq, a predicted model, not a curated record